CCUGCCUACCACCUCACGACGUCUGACCACGCUGGCUUUUAAAUGGGACGGCCGCAGAGGAAGAGCAGCGUAGGCCAUAUAUGUUGCUUCAAAAGCGUCCACCCAGCUUUGAAGUUGCACCGCCUCGAUCAAACGAGCCGACGGUGUCAAAUCAUUUUGAAAGUCACAUGCAUUUCGUGGCUUUCACUCAUCAGACUUGUUCCGGUGCGAUGAAGAUCCGUUUCUAUCUCAAGCAUUGCCUUUCCGGUGGCGACGUCUAACUCCAAAAGGGGGUUGAAUCAAGUUCCGUGAGAGGACUACAUGUAAUUGUUGUCACAGGCAGAUACUACUCUUUAUACUGCGGCGCGUUUAUUGC
Messenger RNA from Cantharellus anzutake, 355 nucleotides. RefSeq lists its product as uncharacterized. Lineage: Eukaryota; Fungi; Basidiomycota; Agaricomycetes; Cantharellales; Hydnaceae. The coding region runs from base 81 to 260 and encodes 59 amino acids. The record is from RefSeq and is a predicted model, not a curated record. The transcript is spliced from 2 exons.